AUGCGCCGCCAGCUGAUCGUGCUAGCACUGUGGCUGCCUUUUACUUUCUGCCAAAAUGCAGCAGAUCUCGAAUUUUCUCCAUAUGUCUAUUCGGCUGUGAAUAUCCCGUUCAAAAGUUCGAACUACGCAAAAGACUGGUUUGGUUCGGAUGUGGCUCUUGUGCAGCAUCCUCUGCUAGCGCCUGCCAAACCGUCAAAACCGGGAAAUCCAGUGGCGCUGCCAACGAUUGCACCGUACGUUGUCUCCUGGAAAAAUCUCGAUGACACUAGAAUUAAUGAUGAGAAUGUGUGGAACUUUGAGAAGCGUGUUGACAGCAAAGUGUGGUGGCCGAGCUGA
This is a messenger RNA of Necator americanus (New World hookworm), 336 nucleotides long. RefSeq lists its product as uncharacterized. The coding region runs from base 1 to 336 and encodes 111 amino acids. The transcript is spliced from 3 exons. Lineage: Eukaryota; Metazoa; Nematoda; Chromadorea; Rhabditida; Ancylostomatidae. The record is from RefSeq and is a predicted model, not a curated record.